Octodon degus (degu) is the source of this 1555-nucleotide messenger RNA. It is a transcript of the gene Tymp, whose product is annotated as thymidine phosphorylase. Gene Ontology annotation, molecular function: pyrimidine-nucleoside phosphorylase activity; 1,4-alpha-oligoglucan phosphorylase activity. The record is from RefSeq and is a predicted model, not a curated record. The transcript is spliced from 10 exons. Gene Ontology annotation, cellular component: cytosol. Gene Ontology annotation, biological process: pyrimidine nucleobase metabolic process; pyrimidine nucleoside metabolic process. Lineage: Eukaryota; Metazoa; Chordata; Mammalia; Rodentia; Octodontidae. Bases 105 to 1538 code for a protein of 477 amino acids.
AGUCCUGGGGGUUUUUGGUAGCGUGCGAAGCCGGGAGAACCAGGAAGGAAUCAGGAAUCGGUGCCGGAGGGGCGAGGGCUGCCGUAGCAAAUAGGCCCGGAGCAAUGGCGGCUCCCCCUGCACGAAGUUUCCUCUCAGGGGAAGGGGGACGGGGACCUCCAGACCCCCCUCCAGAGCCCAAGCAGCUCCCUGAGCUGAUUCGCAGGAAGAGAGAUGGAGAGCGCCUGAGUGAGGAGGAUAUCAGGGGCUUCGUAUGUGCGGUGGUGGACGGCAGUGCACAGGAUACACAGAUCGGGGCUAUGCUGAUGGCCAUCCGGCUGCGGGGCAUGGAUCUGGAGGAGACCUCUGCACUGACUCAGGCCCUGGCCAAGUCUGGGCAGCAGCUGGAGUGGCCAGAAGCCUGGCACCAGCAGCUGGUGGACAAACAUUCCACAGGGGGCGUGGGUGACAAGGUCAGCCUGGUCCUGGCACCCGCCCUGGCUGCAUGUGGCUGCAAGGUGCCAAUGAUCAGCGGGAGAGGUCUGGGGCACACAGGUGGCACCCUGGAUAAGCUGGAGUCCAUUCCUGGGUUCAGUGUCAUCCAGAGCCCAGAGCAGAUGCAAAUGCUGCUGGAGGUAGUGGGCUGCUGUAUCGUGGGUCAGAGUGAAGAUCUGGUCCCUGCAGACGGACUCCUGUAUGCAGCUCGAGACGUGACAGCCACCGUGGACAGCCUGCCACUCAUCACAGCCUCCAUCCUCAGUAAGAAGGCCGUGGAGGGAAUAUCUGCUCUGGUUGUAGAUGUUAAAUACGGUGGGGCCGCAGUCUUCCCUGACCAGGAGCAAGCCCGGGAGUUGGCAAGGGCAUUGGUUGGCGUGGGGGCAGGCCUAGGGAUGAGGGUGGCAGCCGCGCUGACCUCCAUGGACAACCCACUGGGCCGCAGCGUGGGCCACGCCCUGGAGGUGGAGGAAGCGCUGCUUUGCCUGGAUGGCGCGGGGCCGCGGGACCUGCGGGACCUGGUCGUUCAGCUGGGUGGCGCCCUGCUCUGGCUCAGCAGACAGGCGGAGACGCAGGCACAGGGCGCAGCGUGGGUGGCCACGGUACUGGACAACGGCUCGGCAAAGGCCCGCUUCGAACGCAUGCUCGAGGGGCAGGGCGUGGACCCUGGCCUGGCCCGGGCUCUGUGCUCCGGGACGGCGGCCCAGCGCCGCCAGCUGCUGCCCCGCGCGCGCGAGCAGGAGGAGCUGCUUGCAGGGCGGGACGGCACAGUGGAAGGCAUCCGGGCGCUGCCGCUCGCCCUUGUGCUGCACGAGCUCGGGGCCGGACGCAGCCGCGCAGGGCAGAAGAUCCAACCGGGGGUAGGCGCCGAGCUGCUGGUGGACGUGGGCCAGAGACUGCGCCGCGGGACGCCCUGGCUCCGCGUCCACCUGGACGGCCCGGCGCUCAGCGCCCAGCAGCGCCGCGCCCUGCAGGGGGCCCUCCUGCUGUCUGACCGAGCACCCUUCGCACCCCCCUCGCCUUUCACCGAGCUCGUCCUGCCGACGCCCUUCCUACAACCCUGAAGCGGAGCAGCCCCGUA